Molecule: messenger RNA, 1729 nt
Organism: Culex quinquefasciatus (southern house mosquito)
Lineage: Eukaryota; Metazoa; Arthropoda; Insecta; Diptera; Culicidae
Exons: 3
Coding region: 1-1674 (557 amino acids)
Biological process (GO): negative regulation of DNA-templated transcription
Cellular component (GO): nucleus
Molecular function (GO): RNA binding; metal ion binding
Source: RefSeq, a predicted model, not a curated record
AUGUCCGCAACAGAAGCCGAGGAUGCUGCACCCGAUGAGGAGCGGGAAGAGGAAGAUGAUCCGGAUUCCGGUUCGGAAGGGGGUCCGCCCACGAACGAUGAAUGCGACUCCGUCACGGAGGUUGCGCCGAGGGGUUUUUCGCCCAAGACCGGCAUGAAGCGUCCUGCCUAUGAUGAUCUGGACGAUCCGGAGGUGGGCGGAACGAUGGAACCGCAGAAGAAGCUGUGCCGGUUUUACUUCCUGGACGAGUGUUCCCGCGCGGACCAGUGCUACUUCAUGCAUGCGGAUUUCCCCUGCAAGUUUUACUACUUUGGCUACGAGUGCCGGGAUGGCAAGCAGUGCCGGCUGCGCCACGGCAAGGCCCUGGACGACGAAAUGAAGCGGAUUCUGUGGCGUCACGUGACGACGGCUCAGGCCAAUCUGAUGCAACGCUUUCCGUGCUUUCCGAGUGCGCUGCUGAGGAAGAACUUUGAGGAUCGGCACCAGGAGCUGCUUCAGAUGGAGCAGGAAGGGUUGCUGGACGAAGAUUUGGGCGCGGAACUGAGCGAAUCGAUUUCGGACACGCUGCUGGGGGAGGUCAUCAAGACCGUUGCCAUAAACAAGAUGAUUGACGAGAAGCUGGGUGAUUUGGGGGAGUUGACCGGGGUUAUUUCGGCCGAGCAGAUCGCCACGCUGGCCAAGACGGGAAUCAAGACGAAGGACCAGCUGUUCCAGCUCGGGGCCAGUUCGAUGAUGGAGCUGGGAUUUGACUACGACACGAUCAUCAACAUUGGAAACUUCAAAGAGUCCCACCGGAAGCAGUCGAUGUACGAGGAGGACAAAGAGCUCUUCGAGGAAGUUCCGUCCAACCUGGACGUGUUCUCCGCCGAGUUGGAUCUGUCGCAACCCGUGCCUCCGUUGGCCGUUCCGGCGCUCAGUGACCAGGAGUUGCUGAGCAUUCUGAACGAAGAGCAAGAUGCGGCGACGACGGCUGAAACAGCAGCAGCGAAGGAAGUUACCCCGCAGGAGAGUCACAACACGAGUCUCGCAACCACGCUCGAGGGAAGCUUCACGACGGAUUUCUCCGACAGCAGCGGGGAGAAGGGACAGAACGGGACAACAGACCGUUCGAAAGCGACCAGACUUGAAGCAAGCGACGUGAGCUCCGACGGCGAGGACAAGCUGCAGUUUGUGCUGUUUGCCGCCGUCCAGGAGCAGGAAAACGACCCCCGGGCGCGGGAAUCCACCGCCCGAACGGUGGAGCAAAUGUGCAAGCUGGACUCGCUGGUCCAGGACGCCCAUCCGGAGCUGAGCAUUUCGUUCGGAAGUGACAGCGAAAGCAGCCAGAGUGGCUUCCGGUUGCCGUUCAAGUCGCUCAUCGACAAGUACACACCGGCGAGGGAGAUUGACGCUGGGCGUGGACAGAUUGUCGGGUAUCGACUAAUUCCGAUCGAUGUGCCGAAGCCGAACUUUGAAGCGCUGCGGCAGUCGUUUGUGACGGAACCGACGUUCAGUUUGGACCCGCGGCUGCAGCUGAUGUUUAACAUUGGUCCGACGGAGGUGAGGCCGACGCCAGUGGUUGCGAAUGGUGGAGGGGUGGCGGCGUUGAAGAUCCGCGAUCCAAGGUUGAAGAAGGCCAUCGAAGUGGCCACGGCCAACGGGGCAAAAUCUGACGAAGAAGCAACUUUGACGUGAAUUUCUCAAAAGCAUUUUCAGACACGAAACCAAAAAGAAGCGGUUGCUGACUAAA